AUGUUACUACGUCGUCGGCGUACUAGAGAUCGACCAAGGGACGUGCAGAUGGUGCUAAGACGACACUUCUCAACUGUUCCUAGCAAGAUGUCAUCGAUGGCAAUUAUGAACAGGACGGGUCCCAUUACAGCCCCUCGUCUCCAGUUUCCACUUCAAAACGGUGUUGUACAUGCGGCUGGUGUUCUCCGACUCCUGUGGUUCUUCAUUAACCACGAUAUAAUAUGUCGGUCGUUGAACGUGCACAAGUUCAGGGACAGAUGGUGCUCGCCGGUGAGGCAACGACUUGACGGAAUGUUCCCACCAAAUGACAAAACUGCAUCCCCGACCGCGCAUCGUUGGCAGUUGACAACAGACGAACACCUUUUCGUCCUGCCGCUAUACUGCCUUAGUAGAGUACAGGCUUUACUUGAGUUCCUGUCCUUCCUGUCCAAGCUCACGCCUUUCCAAGCUCCUUCAUCUUUAACUUACAUUAGUCCUCGCGAUCUUAUUGCGGCUGACGACGCAGCUUUCCUCUCGAACUUCUCCUGGUUGUAA
Necator americanus (New World hookworm) is the source of this 534-nucleotide messenger RNA. RefSeq lists its product as uncharacterized. The coding region runs from base 1 to 534 and encodes 177 amino acids. NCBI's taxonomy places the organism in Eukaryota, Metazoa, Nematoda, Chromadorea, Rhabditida, Ancylostomatidae. The transcript has a single exon. The record is from RefSeq and is a predicted model, not a curated record.